Molecule: messenger RNA, 1218 nt
Organism: Scheffersomyces coipomensis
Lineage: Eukaryota; Fungi; Ascomycota; Pichiomycetes; Serinales; Debaryomycetaceae
Exons: 1
Coding region: 202-1158 (318 amino acids)
Molecular function (GO): alkaline phosphatase activity; phosphoglycolate phosphatase activity
Source: RefSeq, a predicted model, not a curated record
AAGAGUAUAAAAAAUAUCGUUUCCGCAAAUUUCUUUUUUUUUUUCGUUGUAGUUUCCAAUUUCGGAAAAAUAAGCGGAACGGUUUAUGACUGACUGAUCCUCCAAAAUAUUUCAUCACGUCUCAUGAACACCAUUUGAUUAUUUAUACAACUGUCAUUCAUUCAUUUUCAUUUCAUAAGUAGAUAACAACUUACAGACAUUAUGACUAUUAAAGCUGCUCCUGUGAGAAUUAAUAGCAGAGAAAGUGCCGAAGCACUUAUUGAUAGAUACGAUAACUUUUUAUUUGAUUGUGAUGGAGUCAUAUGGUUAGAUGAAAAGGCUAUACCUGGAGUAUUAAGAACCAUUGAAUAUUUGAAUGCCAAGGGUAAGAAAUACGUAUUUGUCACAAAUAACUCAUCUAAAUCUCGUCAAGAUUAUGUAUCUAAAUUUGCCAAGAUGGGAUUUAAGGGAAUCACUAAGGAUAAAGUUUAUCCAACCUGUUACGCUGCUGUGGCUGCUCUUAAAGAUAAUUAUAAAAUUGAACCUGGAGCAAAAGUAUGGGUUUUAGGAGACUCCGGAAUCGAACAAGAGUUGAUCGAAGAAGGUUAUAUCCCAUUAGGUGGAACUGAUGAAAGAUUAAAUGUCGCUUUCAAUCCUAAUGAUGAGAUUUUAAAGGUGGAUCCUGAAGUGAAAGCGGUCAUUGUGGGAUCCACCAAAGAAUUCAAUUAUACUAGAAUCGCCCUGACUCUACAAUAUUUAUUAUACAACAACAAGUCAAUCCCUUUCAUUGGAGCUAACAUCGAUAGAACUUAUCCUGGACCUGAAGGAUUAAUCUUACCAGCUGGUGGAAGUGUGGUAAAUUAUAUGCAUUAUACAUCAAGUCGUGAAUUUUUAAAUGUGGGUAAACCAAGCACGGUAUUUUUAGAUUCAAUUCUUUCUCACAAUGGAUUUGACAGACUGAAGACUUUAAUGGUGGGAGAUACAUUAUAUACUGAUAUUAAAUUUGGUAAUGAUGGACUCUUAGGUGAUGGUUCAGGAUCAUUAUUGGUAUUAUCAGGUGGAACCAAAUUACCUGAUUUAAAUCAUUUAAUACAAAAUCCACAUUCAUUUGAAGAUGGUGAAAGUUUGAUUCCUCUGUUUUUUAUUGAAUCUUUGGCAACUUUAACAGAAUGGUUAUAGAUAUAGAGAGAUAAUAGUAGAUUAAUAGUAAAACUUAAUAUUAUAUGAUUAAAUGGCGUA